AUGUCUGUCGAUCAAAAUGCACUUUUUGCAAUCGUACAGUAUGAUGACGGUUUUUUUUUUCGUUUACAAAGCGACGACGAAAGGUUUGUUCUGAGUAAACAACGCUCGUUUAUUCAUCGAUUUCACAUUCCAGCAAUUCGAACAGUCGAUUACUAUUGCCGAGCAACACACGAGAGCGCGAUUUCCUCUAAACCUCCAACAAUACGGAAUUCAGUGAAUUUUUCACAAAAUCAACUGACAAAAACAUCAACGUUGUCUACCGUUGUUCUCAAUAGUAAUGCCAAUAAAACAGUUGGAAUAGUUUCCAAUGCGAAUAUUCCCCGUACUCCAGAAGAUAAGUCGAAAGCAUCGUCCGAGGACCCCUCCGACAGCAAAGCGGAAACUGAUUUGAUAAAAGAUGAGAUUUCUGUAAAUUCUCUAUUGGAACAAGAGGAAGAACAAGCUGUAAUUGACGUUCCUGAACUUCAUCAUGGUCCACACUAUGAGUUAGAUUGGGAAUUUAUCGAUAAAGACACCAUUCGCGUAACGUUCGAUCUCUAUUCAAUUCCAAGUUCAUUAGUCGAAAACAAUAUCUACUCCGAUAAGAAUGAACGAAAGUAUAGUUUAUUAGCAUUGAUGGCUUCGAUGCCAACUCGACCACUGAAAUCCAUCACUUCGCUACAAUAUUUCGUUUUCAUCAUUCGACCGUACCAUAAAAACCGUGAAAUUGUUCUAAAAAUGGAAAAACUAAGCAUUAAAAACACGUCAACGAAUCCAUAUCCUCACUUUUCCAAUGCAUUGUCAUUAACAGCAUUGAACCAUCAUGAAAAAUACAGUGUUUGUAUAUCAUACUAUCAAUCCAACGUAUCGGUAAAAGUACCCGAUUUACUACUCUGUCAAGAUGUUAUUAACGAUUAUGCAAAAUUUGCUGAACUAAGAACAGAUGCUAAGCAUGGACUUCUUUUCAUAACAACACAAUAUUCGAUCAUUCUCGCGCUUCUUGUCGUUUUACAAAGUGUUUUUACACUACGAAAGCGUCGUAUAGCACAAACGGUGGCUCGACAGAUAGCUGCGACUGCAAAUACUAUUCGCUCUACACUUUCGUCCGUCAGUUUGGUACGACAAUCGUUCUCAUCGUUGGACGCAGCGAACGAACAGCAGCACCAUCAGAACAACUCCAGUAAUCAAAUCGUUCAACGUGAACCGACGGUCACGGAAGAAACCAAAUUGAAAAAACGAAUUAUUUCUUCGCCUGCCAUCGUUCUAUGUGAACCAUCAAUAUCGACGGAGAAUGAUCCGACGAGUAUGGAUGAAAAUGAACCAUUCCUUAAACGAGUACCAAGUAAAAAUCACGUCCAUUUUCUCCUUGGUCCCAACGAAGAAGAUGAGGAUACAAUAAAUGAUGACGUUUCUUCGAAUCAACCACCAACAACUACAUCUGUAGAACCAUACAGUGAUCAAUCCGAUGCCCUCCUCUCCAUGGCACAUAUCUUAGAUACAAAUAAGCCAUGGUCCCGACACGGUCAACAAACAUCCCCAGUUUAA
Messenger RNA from Adineta ricciae, 1524 nucleotides. The record is from the annotation of a GenBank genome assembly. NCBI's taxonomy places the organism in Eukaryota, Metazoa, Rotifera, Eurotatoria, Adinetida, Adinetidae.